UGGGCAGUAACACAACAGCUUCGCCUGUUCUGCGUUGUUGUUGCCCUGGCUUGUGACCGCGAUGAAGAUCACCGCAGCCCUCGUGUCGGCUUUACUCUUGCCAGCGAGCUCCUUCGCUGGGCUGUCGUCAAUAUGGCGACACUCAGCCAAGAUCAAGCGUGACGGGUUCUUGACGGACAGCUUCGCCGUGCAGGGGAUUUCCACCAAUAUGGCGGUCCGACAGGUACCCGGGGAUGGCAACUGUCUCUUCCACGCGAUCUCCGCGUGCCUCGACCACGCCUGCAACGGCACGCACCCCAGCUUAGACUUGAACGAGCUGAUGCCCAAGUCCGCCGCACUCAGGAAGGUUGCGGUGGACUACCUGGUGGACAACCUGAAGAAAACUCUCUACCUUGAGAAGGAGGAGAGCGUUCCGGUGUACGAGCUUCUCAGCGUCGUGGCCGCGCAGUACAACAUGACCGCCGAGCACUACUGCGAGGUGAUGCGACAGUCCAGUGUGUGGGGGGGCGGGCCGGAGAUCGUGGCCCUGUCCAAUGCUCUCUGCCGACCCAUCCACGUGUAUGAGCUAGCCUCCAAUGGUGUAAGCUUUUGCUUCCGAAGGAUGGCUUGCUUCGGGUCCCCUUCUUUCGACGACAAGCAAGCGAUACACAUCCUCUCCGCCGACUCUAGAUUCCCAAACCUCAAGCCAGGUAGACAGUUGGCUAACGGCAACCACUUUCUAGCCCUCUUCCCCUGUCCAGAGACCGUGGCGUCUCCGGACGCGGCGGGCGUGGGAGUGGGCGGAGGGGGGGCGUCCAGCCUGAGGGGGAGCGCCGCGGAGGCUUCUGCCAUCGGGGUGGGCGGGAAAAAGCCCGGAAAGUUCCGGCGUUUCUUGUCGAGCCUCUUGACCUGCUCGUGCCUGUCGUCCCGGCGAGCCGCGAGGGACGACGACGAGCCCACGGCCGGCGACGUUACCACCAUCACAGACCCAACCAGCGCCCACAAGGGGGCACCUCAUCCGCAGGGGGCGAUGGAGACAGGUGGCGGCGGUGUCGGGGGGGCGAGCGGUUGGCAACAGGGUACCCCGGCACACGACGUCGGGGUUGGGCUAGGUUCGGAAACCGUUUCGGGAGCGAGGGGCGGCGGAGGUGCGCACGCACGGCGAGGGUGGCCGCAGCAGCGAUCGGGCCUGGCUGCUGAUAAUGCUAAGAAGGGGCACGGUGUUGGGUGGACAAGAACCCGAUGACGGGCGUUAUAAGCGUUUUUUUGGUGGACUGGGGACGAAGCGAGGAGGGAGGAGAGGGGCGUGAGACUCCGUUUUUUUGUUUGUUCUUCUGCGACUGGUAUUCGCGAGCUGUAGAAAAGGGCGAGAUUUGACAUGAAAACUUGGCGGGGGUUUUCAACCUGAAAGCCCUAGGGAGUGGCUUUGUCUCUUGUUUUGUGUUUUCGGUGUGGAGCUGCGCGGUCGAGGUCCUGAUGAAUGCGUCAUACAUGGCAUUCGGCGAGAUUUAAAAAAGUUGUGGAUUAGCGGGGUAUCCGAUAUUGGCCAUGUUAUCAUGGCCCGGUUAGGAGAAGCCGUGUAGCCGUGUCGUGUGGAAACGCGCUCGUGGAGAAGUCACAAGCUCGUUUGGAUGAUGAGCGUGGAAUGCGCCACUCCCGUGUUUUGCUACUAUUAUUACCGUGUUACCUCUGGCGUUCCACGAAGGUAAGGGAUUCAUCUGGAUCGGAAAAUGUUUCACACAUGUAUAUAUUUGGAGCAUGCCUGAACAGGCAUUCUCGCGAUGUCGUCUACUUCGCUUGGGAUUGGAAAAUCCACGAGCGGUUUGUCCGUUAUGUCUCAACAAAGGACGUGCCAAUUUUGUUGCCGCCAGCAAUGCGGUUCCAUCCCUGUUGUGACAAAACAACAGCUCUUUUUCGUAUUGUGUCUUCUUGUAGUCUCUGGCGGAGGCAUGUCGAUUUCUCUGUUGACAUGUUGGCAGUAACUCGGGAACUUGUUCCCAAGGGUGGAAUCUCAAGACUAUGUGUUGAUAUUCCACACGACAGCGCUACUGUACAAGGGAAGUGUUCUACGCUGCACGACUAUCGUGUUUUGUACUGGUAUGGUAGCCCCUUGCCCCAUCUCGAACCCGUCUUCCUUUUUCUCCGCGCUCGUUGUAGGGAUGCGCAAGAGAGUGAUGUAAAAAGGGAUGGAUGAUGAAGGACAAAUGCAAGUGGCGGCUCACACGAGAGUCUGUACGGUAGUAAAGGAUGAAUUCGACAGAACAUUCGGUUCUAUCAACCGUACCAAUAACAAGCUCCUGUUUCCA
Ectocarpus sp. CCAP 1310/34 is the source of this 2285-nucleotide messenger RNA. The record is from the annotation of a GenBank genome assembly. NCBI's taxonomy places the organism in Eukaryota, Phaeophyceae, Ectocarpales, Ectocarpaceae.